Molecule: messenger RNA, 330 nt
Organism: Vombatus ursinus (common wombat)
Lineage: Eukaryota; Metazoa; Chordata; Mammalia; Diprotodontia; Vombatidae
Product: alpha-actinin-3-like
Exons: 3
Biological process (GO): actin cytoskeleton organization; muscle cell development
Cellular component (GO): cell junction; Z disc; cell projection
Molecular function (GO): actin filament binding
Source: RefSeq, a predicted model, not a curated record
UCUCACGUCGCAGGAGAGAGGCUGCCCAGGCCAGAUAAAGGCAAGAUGCGCUUCCACAAGAUUGCCAAUGUCAACAAGGCCCUGGACUUCAUCGCCAGCAAAGGGGUCAAGCUUGUGUCCAUCGGGGCUGAAGAGAUCGUGGAUGGGAACCUAAAGAUGACCUUGGGAAUGAUCUGGACCAUCAUCCUUCGAUUUGCCAUCCAGGACAUCUCUGUGGAAGAGACCUCAGCCAAAGAAGGUUUGCUCCUGUGGUGUCAACGGAAGACGGCGCCCUAUCGGAACGUGAACGUGCAGAACUUCCAUACCAGGUCACUGCUGGGGACAGAGUGA